AUGAACGGCACGGCAAGAACUUGGUAUUGGAACUCUGGGAUGUCUGACAAUAUUGAUAAAGCCUCGUCAUCAUAUGACACACAACCUAAGCCAAAGCUAUCCGCUCAGACGCCACACAUCCAGGCUACUACGGGUCCGAUGCUGGUACCAAUUGUCGGGGUUGUCGGCUUGUCUGAGCCAACGAGCGUCAGCUUCGCGGGUGAGGGCGUCGUGGGCUUCUUUGGCGGCAAGGACAUCUGGUUCUACCGGGUCCAUGAUCUCCGCGUCGGUGAGAUCAUGAUCUACGACACUAUCGGCAAUGAUCAAUUAAGAUGA
This is a messenger RNA of Zasmidium cellare ATCC 36951, 315 nucleotides long. RefSeq lists its product as uncharacterized. Bases 1 to 315 code for a protein of 104 amino acids. The transcript has a single exon. The record is from RefSeq and is a predicted model, not a curated record. Lineage: Eukaryota; Fungi; Ascomycota; Dothideomycetes; Mycosphaerellales; Mycosphaerellaceae.